AUGUCCCUGCUUAUGCUUUCAGGAUUCUUCAAUUUUCUGAAGGCGUCUACGGCGACGUACAGAGAAAAUGACCUGGUGGUUUUCUUCAAUGGGCCCCAGGCUAUAGUCGUAACGGUAACACCGGCAGCAGUCGAGAUAAUUACGGCGCGCAAAGAAGAACUGAUGGACAAGAACCACGUGAGAAACUCCACGAGAUCCUUCCUGGAUAUUCUUCUUCAAAUGCACAUGCAAGACGAAACGCUUACUGAGAGUGAAAUCCUGGACGAAACCAUCACAAUACUCGGUGCUGGAUUUGAUACAACCGCUACGUCGGCGGCGUUUUGCUUGUACCUUCUCGGAAAUCAUUUGGAGGUCCAAAAAAAGUUACACGAAGAACUAGAUAGGGUUUUUGGAGAUGAUGUUGACCGUCCAGUAACUUUGGAUGACCUCAGGGAUCUGCCGUACUUGGACUGCGUGAUUAAGGAAACGUUGCGGCUUUAUCCCUCUGUUCCGGUGGUGGCGCGGCACAUUGACGAGGACAUGAAAAUAGGUGAACAGCUUAUUCCAAAGGGAACAGUAGUAGUGACGCUGAUCUACUUCCUGCAAAGACACCAGAAGUUCUACGAUGAGCCGAACACCUUCGUUCCUGAAAGAUUCCAGGAAAACAAUGGAAGACAUCAAUAUGCCUUCAUUCCUUUCUUCGGAGGGCAGAGGAACUGUAUCGGUCAGCGGUUUGCGGUGCUAAAGGCCAAGGUGCUGGUCGCCCAGGUGAUGAGGCGCUUUAAAAUUGAAUCGAAACUCCCGGAGAGUGAACUCCAGCUGGAGAUAGGAAUUGUUCUGAGGCCAUCUCUGAAUCUGGAUGUGAAGCUCACUCGAAGGAACCGAACUUUGUGA
Messenger RNA from Ixodes scapularis (black-legged tick), 873 nucleotides. Its product is annotated as cytochrome P450 4V2. The transcript is spliced from 6 exons. NCBI's taxonomy places the organism in Eukaryota, Metazoa, Arthropoda, Arachnida, Ixodida, Ixodidae. The coding region runs from base 1 to 873 and encodes 290 amino acids. The record is from RefSeq and is a predicted model, not a curated record. Gene Ontology annotation, molecular function: monooxygenase activity; iron ion binding; heme binding.